AUGUUCCUGGGUUUCCUCUUCCCCCCGCAUUACGAAGAUGUGACUGCCGAUGUAGCGAUGGCGAUGGCUAUAGCUAAUCGUAAGAAAGCAUUUGUCAUCAAGCGUAUAACGACGUCUUUACACACCUUUCUGCUCAUCGUCGAUAAAAAUUUUGUGUUGGGCGUUUUUGCUGCGAAAGAUCCCACACCAACGAUAGGUGCAAUGAUUGUCAUUAAUUACAAGCCCAAUUCGAAAGACAAGAGUAUGAUCAAUAUUUCGACUUGGGUACCAUAUGAUGGUUAUGUGACGAUGACACUCUACUUGACAAGCAAAGCUUUUGAAGAGGAUUUGAAUAUUUUCUGCGGUAGUUUUUAUACAUGUGGGUGUGUGCGUUACAAAGGAAUACCGCUCGCGCACCCAGCAGUGUUCAAUGACAUCAUCGGAGUGGUAAGAGACGACGGAGGGAUAUUGGUAAAGAACUAUAUAGGGAAGUUGCGAGCUACAGUAAAGUUAUGCAAAACAUCUUCCCAUUUUGAAUGGAAACUUUGCGGAGUGGACAAGUAUCUGCAACCGGUAGAUGAUAAUCUUCAUCAGCGUAGUUGUGGUAUAGUAGGUGCCGUUCAGCAGCGUGGUAUGAACUACAUCACAUCUCGUGAUUUUCCUCAUGAUGUCCGAUUUAAGAAUGCAAACUUUGAUGGCGAUGUUGGAACUCUGCUGGGUACAGAUGUUUGCUUUCUUACUCGAGAGACUACGCCCUAUACAUACUACGUAACGGGGAAGAUCGAGUCAUCAAAAGGAACCAUGGUACCUACUAAACACAACGGCUACUUCUCACUGACAUUAGAAGUGGAAUACAUAGGAUGUACCGACGACCAUGGGACCAGAAUCGUAUGGAGUGAUAAAAAAGAAUUUAUAAAAGAUCAAUUUGAUCUUUUUAGAGAUCGUGAAUAUGGAAUUUACAUCAUAGAAUGCAUUAGGCAUUUUAAAUCUGAGGACUUCCCUAGAUGGAAAGUUAGAAGGAUACUUAAUUCGGUUCGGUGCAUUGGGAAGGACAGUGAGCAAGGCAAUGCUGAGCAUCCGAAUGCGACACAAGAAUGUCCACAGAACCAUAUCAAAAAACUUUUAAACAACUUUCUUGAUGAGGGAAGGGAAGAUUCCGGUAUAGAGAUUGAAAAGAGUCCCGAGUCAUCUAGAAAAUCCAGUGACUCACUUGCGAAGUCCUCUGAUGGUGACAAGUGUAGGAAUCUCGAAGAUACUUCGGAAGAUUCAGAAACAGAGGUAAAGAAAGAGCUACGGCAGUAUAUGAGAGAAUGUAUGAAGUCCGAGAGGAUUAGAGCGGAGAUAAGAAAAGCCGACCAAGCUUUAUAUCACGAGCUCCUGCACGAACUAGAUCUGGUGGAGAAUUAUGUUGAUACUAACCCAGUCCUCAACGUCAACCGCAGUUCACUGCAGGAAUUGAGGCUGGAACCACUCCUCUCACGAACUCGAGCGACAAAAAUCGCAAAUGAUAUUUCCAAACGAGAUGGGCUACAUCUAUAUAUAGCGACUGGUCAUUAUGGUGGUCGUUAUAUGUUCGCAGUGGCUAAAAGCCCAGCCGAUUUGAUUACCCGAAUAGAUUCUGCAGAUGGAGACUACGAUCGCUAUCUGAGUAUGGUGACAACGGAAAUUGCAAAGCGAAAGAGCGGUCGUUCUCUUGUUGUCUUACUCUUCUCCGAGAAUGAUGUGAAGAGCAGUUUGAUAGAUACGUGGAAGAGAUUCUCAACAAAUGACACUGCUCACGUUUUCAGGGUUGGAAGCGCUCAACCUAAAAAUCAGCUAUCUGCCGAUAAUGAACACUCAUUUGAGGAGCUUCUAGCCUGUACUACAACCGAGAACUCCGACUCUAUUCGUCGUAAGCCAGUCAUAGAUCUUGCACUGACAACAACGCGUCGUCCUCAAAUUCAGUUUUCAAAAACGACCCGUCCACCAACCACAAGGAGACCAUCCACCACGCGUGGACCAAAGAUUCGCCCAGUCUUCCGUAAAAAGGUGAUAAAGGAGAAAGAAGAAGUAAAGGAGAUAAAGGAGAAGGAAGAAGUACAGUUAUCCGAUGUUCCACUUGGAAGCGAAAAUGCACUUCAGCGAGAUGCAACAGUUCCACCACUUCAAGUAUUCAGACAUGGAAGUGUUGGACCUCGUGAUGUGACAGAGCCUCCGAAACGAUUUCUGCUACAUUCCUUUGUAUCCACAGAUCCCCUUCGGGUAGCUUCUGGGCUGCAUAGUGGACGUGAUAUUUUUGAUGGAUCUGUCAGAUGGCACAGGAGACAAAAGCAGACGAGGAAAAUCAAUGUAAUUCUCAUUUUCAGUUACUUGGACAUAGCUGCUGCUGCCGUUGGGCGCCUUCCAGUCUCGGCCCACGCCGUACGAGUGUCGCUGAUUCGAUAUUCCGGACCAGGAAGAACGGAAACACUUUUCCACCUGGACAAGCAUAAGGUGAAGGACAAUCUCAUCGAGGAUUUGUUCCGGAUGGAACCCGCUGGUGGAACGACGCGAACUGGUGAAGCAAUGCACUACGCACUGAAAGAGUUUCAAGAUAGAAAGCAUGGAGCAAGGAAAGACGCAAAGAAAAUCCUUGUGGUUUUUACCGACGGAUACUCACAGGAAGAUCCUUCGGAUGCAGCUGAAGCUGCCAAAUUACAGAAUGUCAUCGUUAUUGCCGUUGCCGUCGACGAUAAUAUUAAACCAAAUCGGGAUGAACUUUUACUGAUAAGUAUGAACCGAGAGAACAUACUGAUAUCACCCAAUGGACAACAGCUUCGAGACAAAAUUCUUAGAGAUCAAUGUCCUUUGAGUGCUUCACUAUAA
This is a messenger RNA of Cylicocyclus nassatus, 2823 nucleotides long. The record is from the annotation of a GenBank genome assembly. Lineage: Eukaryota; Metazoa; Nematoda; Chromadorea; Rhabditida; Strongylidae.